Messenger RNA from Penicillium verhagenii, 2289 nucleotides. RefSeq lists its product as uncharacterized. The transcript has 3 exons. The coding region runs from base 1 to 2289 and encodes 762 amino acids. NCBI's taxonomy places the organism in Eukaryota, Fungi, Ascomycota, Eurotiomycetes, Eurotiales, Aspergillaceae. The record is from RefSeq and is a predicted model, not a curated record.
AUGAACCCGGCUACUGAUGAGGGGAUCGAGCUCUCUUCCACACGAACACCCUCAGCGAAGGUCAGGGAUACCCCGACCUGGAAAUCGUUGAAGAAUUGGUGCUCUCGAACCGUUCUCCGAUCGGGCGCGCAGUAUAGUCUUUUAGAGCGUCCGUCGCCCUCUGACUCCAAACUCCUCCACGGGUGGAGAUUGGGUGCUCUGCUAUCAGGGAUCUUUGUUGCAAUUUGCCUAUGUCUUAACAUUGCGGCCACUGCUUUUAUGCGCACCAAAUAUCCUCCCAAUGAAGAUGGGCUUGGUGUAAUUCUGAACCACGACUGUGACAGAAUCCGCAGCAUGGACAGCAGAUUUCACUAUGCGAUCAACGUUAUUGCGACCGUGCUCGUCGGGGCAAGCAACUACAGCAUGCAAUGUCUCACUGCACCAACGCGCGAAGAAGUCGAUAAAGCUCACGGGCGACGAAAAUGGGUUGAUGUCGGGAUUCACUCAAUGCGAAAUCUGUCGCAUAUUACGCGACCCAAAGCCAUGUUUUGGCUCGUGCUCGCGCUGAGCUCAUUGCCUCUUCAUCUUUUGUGGAACUCGGCAGUCUUUAUGACCACCACAUUCAACGACUACAGCGGCCUGGUAGUCACGCCGGAGUUCCUAGACAAAAACGCCUCGAUUGGCAUCGACUGCGGAGAGGACUCGAUGGCGCAAUACAAGGUUUCAGACGAGUCGAGCUACGUAACUUGCUGGCUGCGCGAUAUGGUCAUACAAUCCCCAGGCAACAUGAGUCGGAUGGACCCCCAACAAUGCAUUUCCACGUACGGCAAUGGUCUUGAGGGAGCAAAUUUUAACCUCCUUGCUGUAACCAAGAACGACAGCAAUGCUAUGCAGUCCGAGACGUUUCCACCGCCCUCCAAUGCCACAAUACCCGUUCUUUCCUAUUUUCACCCCCUUGACUACCCGGACGAUUUGUCGAAUUGGUGCUCAAAAUAUCAAGUCAACGGCACAGGUUGGAAGCCAGAUCCCAUUCCGCAGGUCACAUAUUGGAUGUGUGCAACAGACACAAUUUUUUACCACCAAUGCAGCACCUCGGUAGCCCAGAAGAACUCUAGUAACUGGGAAAUUCUACCGGAAUCUUAUGAGAUCGACUACUGUUUGACAACGGAUGUGGAGCACGAAUGUGAAUUGAAGUAUAGUCCGAUGAUCCUGUACAUUGCUAUUGCUUGUAACACGGUGAAGCUCGCGUCAAUCCUAGGAUGUCUUCUCAUUUCCCGGGAGCCAAUACUAGCAACAAUUGGUGAUGCGGUGGAUUCUUUUCUUCGACGUCCAGACCAAGCGUCAAGUGGCCUGUGUCUAAUGUCAAAGCUAGACGACUCGAUAUUCCCUGAGAUGAACGAGAAUGGCGAUUAUAUUCCCUUGUCUUCUCAUCCUCCGAAGGCUUGGGCCGAGGGUGAGAUUUGGUUUGGAAGACAUGGGACUAUUCGACGUUGGGUCGGUUGCAUAUUUUUGUGGCUAGCAUGUGUUAUCGUUGGAGUCGUCUUCAUGGUGAAAGGAAUCUCCCUUCUCGGCAUCAAGAACGCUUUCACCUUAGGAUGUGGGGCUCUUAGCCUUAACGCCAUUGUUGCCACAUCAAAGGACGAGGGUGGCAGCGCGAGAUCAAUUCUCACCACAUCUCUGAUUGCCAACCUUCCUCAAAUGCUUCUCUCGAGCCUAUAUUUCAUGUACAAUGCGGUCCUCACAAGCAUGGCCUCUACCCACGAAUGGAGCAUGUUUGCCCACAAACGGACCACUCUGCGCGUCACUGUGCCAUCAGGCGCGCAAAGGGAGACGUAUUGGCUCGGUCUUCCCUGGCGAUACUCUUUACCCUUCCUCAUUUGCAGUACUGUUUUCCACUGGCUGAUCUCGCAGUCGAUCUUUUUGAUCAACAUUACGAUCUACCAGCCGAAUUCUGAGGUUCUAAUGGCACCAACUGCUUAUUUCCCUGGAGUCAGCAAUACUGGCAUGACCACGGCGUGUGGAUAUAGUCCACUUGCCAUCGCUUGUGCACUCGGAGUUGCAAUGUUGUUGUUCAUCGCUUUGACCGUCCUGGGCUCGCGAAAGGUGAAGCCAGGGAUGCCUGUGGUUGGUAGUUGUAGUCUUGCCAUAAGCGCUGCCUGUCAUCCUCCUCAAUCAGAUGACUUAGCUGCUAUCAAGCCUCUACUUUGGGGUGCUGUGACGCACGAGGAGAAUGGGAAACCAGGACAUUGUUGUUUGACCUCAUUUGAGAUGGAGAGGCCGAGGAAAGGAGCUUUAUACGCUGGGUUCUAG